AUGCCUAAGAAUAAGGGAAAGGGCGGUAAGAACCGCAGAAGAGGCAAGAACGAGAACGACAACGAGAAGCGAGAGUUGACGUUCAAGGAAGAGGGCCAAGAAUAUGCCCAGGUCAUCAAGAUGCUUGGUAACGGCCGUCUCGAGGCCAUGUGCUUUGACGGACAGAAACGUCUAGGCAACAUCAGAGGCAAGCUGCGAAAGAAGGUCUGGAUAAAUCAGGGUGACAUCAUCCUGCUCUCCCUCCGAGACUACCAGGACGAGAAAGGCGACGUGAUCCUCAAGUACAACGCCGACGAGGCCCGCUCGCUCAAGGCCUACGGCGAGCUUCCCGAGUCCGCCAAGAUCAACGAGACCGACACCUACGGCGACCAGGGCGACGGCGACUGCGGUUUCGAGUUCGACGAGGACCGCGACUCCGACUCCGACGCCGCCGGCGGUGCUGGUGGCAAGGAGAUCGAGAUUGACGACAUCUAA
Molecule: messenger RNA, 474 nt
Organism: Phaeoacremonium minimum UCRPA7
Lineage: Eukaryota; Fungi; Ascomycota; Sordariomycetes; Togniniales; Togniniaceae
Product: putative eukaryotic translation initiation factor 1a protein
Exons: 4
Coding region: 1-474 (157 amino acids)
Biological process (GO): translational initiation
Cellular component (GO): cytoplasm
Molecular function (GO): RNA binding; translation initiation factor activity
Source: RefSeq, a predicted model, not a curated record